AUGGGUUGGAGACACUUGUCUGAGGAUGAAGAAGACGUGCGUUGUGGUGGAAGCGACUGCGGGGGUGGAGAUUCAAUCAGCGCCAAUCUGUUUGGCAGUGGGUCGGCCCAGGGCUACAGUCCAGCGCCUGGAGGGCCGUUCUCGGCACUCACUCCGUCCAUGUGGCCUCAGGACCUGCUUGCCUCGCUUGCCCAGCCUGAGGACACUGGCUGCCACCACGACUGCCGCUUUGAUGAGUUUGGCUUCAGGAUAGAGGACGAAGAUGGACCUGAACAGAUGAGCCGCAGUGUGGACAGUGAGGAGCCUUUCCAGGAGAACCCCCAGCACAGGCUUAAGUGGAUCGCUUACCUAGAAUUCACCCACAACAAUGAGGUCGGAGACCUCACAUGGGACAAGGUGGAGCCACACCUGCCGCACACGCCCAAGCUGCGAGGCCUGCUGCGUGAAGGUGGCAUCCCACACUCGCUGCGACCCCAGCUGUGGAUGCACCUGUCGGGGGCAGCCCGCAAGAAGAGACAGGCUGGUCUCACCUACCGCGAGGUGGUGCGGGCCUCUGCCAACGACCACCUGCUCACCUCCAAACAGAUCGAGAAGGACCUCCUGCGCACCAUGCCCAGCAACGCAUGCUUCUCACAUGCGACCAGCACGGGCAUUCCUCGCCUGCGACGUGUUCUGCGGGGGCUUGCCUGGCUCUACCCAGACAUUGGAUACUGCCAGGGCACUAGCAUGAUAGCGGCGAGCCUACUGCUGUUCCUCGAAGAAGAAGACGCCUUCUGGAUGCUGUGCACCAUUGUGGAGGACCUGCUGCCUGCCUCCUACUACUCGAGCACCCUAGCUGGGGUGCAGGCCGAUCAGCGUGUGCUGAGGGCCCUGGUCACCGCCUGCCUGCCAGACCUCGACGCCUUGCUCAAGGAGCACGACAUUGAGCUGUCGCUGAUCACGCUGCACUGGUUCCUGACGCUCUUUGCGAGCGUGGUGCCCAUGCGGGUGCUGCUGCGCAUCUGGGACCUGCUCUUCUACGACGGUUCCAUUGUGCUCUUCCAGGUCCUCCUGGGAAUGCUCAGCUCAAAGGAGUCCGAGCUGCGCUCGCUGGAGAACUCGGCACAGAUCUUCAAUGCGCUCUCGGACUUGCCAGGCUCUGUGCGCGAUGCGGAGCAGCUGCUGGAGGCUAGCGAGCACGCGUCCCGUGAUGUGACGGAGGCCGCGGUGGAAGCCCUGCGACGCAAGCACCUGGCUUACCUGAUGGCCGACCAGGGGGCACACCUCAACCCUGAGCACGCAACAAACCUGCCGAAACAGCAUCUGACUCGCCGUCAGGUGAAGCGCUCCAAGUCGGUGCUGCAGCUGCUGCUGCAGGGAGAGGCAGGGGACUGCACGAAUCCGUCGGAGGAGGACGUCCGGCACAAGAACGUGCGGCAGACGGAGAUCCUCGUCGACCUCCGCGAGGCCAUCUUGCAAGUGGCGCGACACUUCCAGGCACUCGACCCCAAGCUGCAGGUGGUCAGUGUCCCCCACACACUGAGCCCGCUGUGUAUCUUCACGCUGAACUCUGACUACUCCAUGGAAAGCCACGCACGCGACCAUGAGAACUUUGCCAACGUAUCCCGAUUGCGCCAUCGACGUGCAAAGGCCCUGCUCAACUUUGAGCGGCACGACGAUGACGAGCUGGGGUUCCGCAAGAACGACAUCAUCACGAUCAUCAGUCAAAAGGACGAGCACUGCUGGAUUGGAGAGCUCAACGGCCUGCGAGGGUGGUUCCCAGCAAAGUUUGUGGAACUCCUUGAUGAACGCAGCAAGCAGUACUCCAGUGCGGGGGAUGACUCAGUGACAGAAGCCAUCACAGACCUGGUGCGAGGAACGCUGUGUCCUACAUUGAAAGCAGUUCUGGAAUACGGAAUGAAGCGGUCCAGUCUUCUUGGAGGGACCUGCCACCCGUGGCUGUUCAUCGAGGAGGUUGCCAACAAGGAGGUGGAGAAGGACUUCAACUCCGUCUACUCUCGACUGGUUCUCUGCAAGACCUACAGGUUGGAUGAAGAUGGCAAAGUGCUCACACCGGAGGAAGUGCUGUACAGGUCAGUUCAGGCCGUGAACAUGUCACAUGACCAGGCACAUGCCCAGAUGGAUGUCAAGCUGCGCUCCCUGGUCUGCAUUGGCUUGAAUGAGCAGGUGUUGCACCUGUGGUUCGAGGUGCUCUGUUCGUGCUUACCGGUGGUGCACAAGUGGUACCAGCCCUGGUCCUUCAUCAACAGCCCCGGCUGGGUGCAGAUCAAGUGCGAGCUCAGGCUCUUGUCGCAGUUUGCGUUUAACCUGAAUCCCAACUGGGAGCUGCCAACACAGCGGGAGCCCUCACAACCGCUGCGCGAAGGCGUGCGCGACAUGCUCGUCAAGCACCACCUCUUCUCCUGGGACCUCUGACUCUCUAGAGCAAGCGUGAGGUCGGCACUGGUUCAACGACACCACCGGGAAGCUGCUCCCGUUGGCUGGUGGCAUGUCUCUGCAAAAGCAGGCACGACUGGUAACCCUGCCGUCAUGGUUGUUAUGAGUCCCCCGCAGCUUCCACAUGUGUGGUAUGGCAGGUCAACAUCGGUCGUGAUGCUGACCACAUAAUGUGUUCUUUUACAUGCCAAAUGGACCCUUUUCCCUAUAUGCCAAUGAGCAUCUCCGCAUCGCACGUUUGCCCAGCUAAUGGCAGCAACAGUCAUCAUUCAAACAAACAUUAAUCAUUGACUGAGCACGCUGGUGCUUGUCCGUCGCACAUGUUUUUGUCGCAAGAGCCGCAUCUGCAUUUUCAACCCCGUAACAUGCACAACCUGUGCGUGUACAGUCACAAGCAAAAGUCCAGAGACCACGACAAGAGCAAAAAAUUUUAAUUUCUUUUAGCACAGCCGUGCAAUCUGGAAUUGUCUCAACAGAGUGCAUUGGUCGAACAGGCACAGAUAGGGCUGUAGCACUUGAGUUUCAGCCUGCGUGCCUAGGCUGCGACGAAAAACUUUUUUUUCACGGCAUCUGGUGGUCCUCAGAUUUUUGCUCACAACUGUACGUGCCAACUGCAUAACUGACUAUGCCGCCGUUAGCUUGGCAAACCACCGCCUUGUCGGAAAGGUAGCUCUGCAAUUAGGAAAAGGGUCUGUUGCAGUCGUCCAUAGCUGCUAGGGUAGGGCACUAGCCGAGUCGCACAGAAAAAAAAAUGCAGCGUUCCGGAACUGAAACAGGAUAAGACAUCACAGGGCCAUAGACGACGCAGUACUGGAGGAAUGGUUGGCAGCACUAUGCUUUGUCUCGGGCUGCUCUUGUAAAUGAGCCUCCAUAGUUGUGUUGCGUUCUGCCGCAGUCUAGAACCAUGUGCCAACAUAUGACGGACCUAGGUUGAAAUCAAGCUGUGUUUAGCGAAUUGUGUUUCCAGCCUGACGCACAGACUGGUGCCCCUUAGCAGUUUAGGUACGAUUGUUCUAAACAUAGUUUCAAUUGCCUGAACUGCUCAAGUGUGUAUGAUGUCUGGUGUAGUCCAGCAACUGGUCCAGCAAAAUUUAUUUUAUGAAAAGGCAACCACUGCAUGUUGAAAUAUUUUCACGGUUUCUGCUAGUGUUCGUUAGGUGCAUGCAUCUUUAACAUUGUUUCAAUUAGUUCAGGGUCUUUCAAGGAAAGUCGAGCACAGAUUUAGAGAGAAAAAUUUUUAAGGCCAUUUAGCUCUCGCAAACCAUAGUCAUGUUGGAGGUGGUUAUCGUUGCCACAUUUCUAGCACUCACGUUAUUGGUCGAAUGGCUCCAUACUCUUAGUAUAGGCGAUUACUCAAUUUUUGCAGAAAGAACCUGUGUUUAUUGUCAAACUGUAGCGCACACAAAAUACAAAGGAGGACAUGGGCAGAGUUAACAAACAAGCGCUGACUCACAACUCAGUUUAUUUUGGGAAGAGCCUGGUUUUGUUUCAGCGGCAUCCUCUUGCAUCAGCUAGAAUUAGUAUUUGGUUUUGCAUUACCAUAAAGCUGCCUAAUGCCAGUUGUCAGUACUUCUCUGCCUGACAGUCUCAGCUCAUCGUUCUUUUAUUAAAAAGCAGGUUAGGAUUACACAGAUAAGGUGCACUAUAUAUAUACAGACAAAAGUCGAGUCCCGCAGCGUGCCGAUCAAUCCAUUACACACACAGUCGCGUGCUUGUUGUGCUAGUCAUUCUCAUCCGAGAUAGACACGGCUACUGUGAUAAGACCAAUAGCCUUGAAGUGAAAGAUGAUAUCUUCAACUUGUCCGCAAGCCGUGGUGCCCUUUUGCGGCUGGCAUCUUGCCUAAGGCACUGGCUGGCUAAGGCACAGUUGCGAUUUCUUUUUGGAGCUUUCACUGAAAGUGCAGUAUCUUACACAUUUAAACGCCCAGUGAGAAGCUCAAUGGCAAAAAGAGUGAUAAACAUGCAAAUAAUGCAAAGGGUUUGCAGGAAGAUGAGUAAGUGAUCAACAGUGGCUGACUGAAUGAAGCCUCAACCUGGAGCCAACAUUUCAAGCAAGGGACUUCUCUUUGUCAGGGUAACAGCACCUAAUGUAGAGAGACCCGUGUUAUUCCCGUCAUGUCAUAAAAAAAUGGUUUUAGUGGUUACUGCUGCUCUAUUCAUGCUCAAUGUUUGCAGCAAGAUCGAAUUUUAUGAUCCUGAUCAUUCAGUAUAGCACUUAGCAGUGUUAUAAGCCUGUCAUGAUGGUGAUCAGCGCCCUACACAAAGGACAAAAAAACCAAGGUAACGAGGACAGCAGUGCCAACUUCCAAUAAUAGAUUCCAAUAAAAUUCGGUUGUAAUGCAGCACUGUGUCCUCAGUUACCUUCUCGGUAUUUUUGUCCUUUGUUUACGUAUUGAGUUGAUCGCCAUCAUGACUGAACUGUUCCAACUCGCCCAAAUCACCACCCCUACAAGCCUGGCUUGCCAAGAAGAAAGAUGUGAAUUUCCCUUCAUCUGCACCUCCUUGUUGUUUACAUUGCACUUCGCAGUGAGCAAUGGAAACCAAUCUCGAAGGUCAUGCUUCUUGCAGAUACUGCAGACACCGGAAGCAACAAGGUGACAUCGUAGCUGCCAUGUUGUAAACAUCACAUACUGCGAGGAGCGCCAAAAAAGGCAAAUUCACAUUUUUUUUCUUUGACUAACUAGGCAAGUAACAGUGACAAGUGUUAUAUCGAACGAUCCGGACCAUAAUAUAUGAUCUUGCUGCAAAACUUGACCAAGAACAGAGCAGCGAUAAGCACAUUUUUUUCCUUUGUGAUAUUAUAUAGAAAAAAUGCAGGUCUCUGUGCCAGUUACAAGUUGUGGCAGGAACCAGCUGAUACCAGCUAUGUCACCAGUUAUCACUUAUUUACCAGCUGGUACCAGCAAUAACCAUACUAGUGCCAUAACAUAUGGCAGCAUGGCCUGACAAAAAUAAUCAUCUUCGUCAAAGCUGUGGCUCCAGGCUGGGGCUCCCCUUUGGUCAUUGGUACAGGUGCAGUGUGAAAAGGCUGUAUAUUCCUCUCCUUCUGGUUGUACUGACAGUUCAAUACAGUGCAAAUGGUGCCACUGUCUUGAUGGCAAGUUAUAAGUGUGGCAAGUAUUCUUUUUUUUCAGCAAUAUUCUAAAAUCCUGGUCAACUCGGAAGCCUUCAUAUUCAGCAAGAAACACUUUUUUAUCCUACAAUAUGUCCACUUCCUAAUGUCCUAAAUAUGCACACAUUUUUUUUCCUGUGAACAUCGUGCAUAGCAGCUGGAAGACCAGAGCAAUAGCAAAGCAUAGCUAUCUCAGUAUGAUGACUGUUGGCUAAAAUGUUAAAUCACUGAGCAUUUAAACUGCACAUGCUCGACAACCACACUUAGGUGAAGCACUGUACGAAUCUGUUCCCUUUCUUUUUGAGGGUCCUCCCUCAAAAGCAUAGAAAGGAAUUUAGCAUUGAGCAGGGUACAUAAACAUGCAUGCACACUUGUCGGCAGCACACAGCAACUAGCUCAGUGUCCUGAAAGAAUCUUCGGGUUCCCACCCUGUAAUAGGCUGCGCAAACACAUCCUGGCAGAUGGGGAAUGCUGUCAACAUUGUGUCUUGCGAACACAAAUAUAUGCAGUCACAAACCAGAAAAGCAGGAAUGAGCAACAUUAGUCAGCUGGUUCAUGCCAUUAUCCUUGGUCGACAAAAUUUAAACUCCCAAAACAACACAGGCCCUAUACAGAGAUCAUCUUGGACCACAUUUCGUGAGCAUUUGGUUCCUCCAAUUCUAUUCACAUUUUAUCAUUUGUGCCACCUGGUGGCUGAUCCUGGCAAUUGCACGGCUUCUGUGAGCGAACGACAAAAACGCAAAAAGUGCGGAAAGAACCGUUACUAAAUACAGACCCUAGGAUUCUUAAACGUGAACCAAAAGCUUCGCACGCUGGAAUUUUCGCGUUCAGCCCGGCUCGCAACGCGUCCGCGGCAGCCGGGAAUCAAACCCGCGACCUCACACUCAACGGUUGAAGCUCGUAUAUCCACAAAGCCAGUGCACUAAAUGCAUAUUCCCUUUUAAGGCAUGUUUGCCACUGUGUUCAUAGAUUGUAACCGACUGUGUAGCAAAAAUAGAAAGGUGCAUGCUAGUCACAUCGGAGGUUUGCCUUUCACCACGAUUUGUUUCUCAAUAGUGCCGGUGUGCCACUGUUGCCCCAACCAUAUCCUGUGGGCCCUACUGGCCGUCUGAGAACCGACGUCUCCUCAUUCCGUUCACGAGCUGAAUCUAGUCGCAGCCUUUCGAGAAAGGGCUUCAUCGAUUUCUUGACAUUUUAAUGAACUCAACCACCUAGUAAUCUCACACAGCUGUACUACUUGGAUGUACCAGCUAGCUUGGAAACUCGUGCAGAGGUUAGCAGUAGUUAGACUGCUUGCUGGAAGAUACUAGCAGGACUUUGCAGUCACCGUAUUUAAGCAUUAAGCGCGACAUUCACCAUUCAAAACUUGAUUGGUGUCUGUGCUGCAUUUGCCAUAGUGCAAUUUUUAAUAUCGCAGUUAGAUUUGCAUAAAAUAACUGGUGAUCGAUUAUUUGUGUGGGCUUCUAAAAUGGGAUGCUUGUCACACGGCGGAUUUAAGCUGACUGGCCAAACUUUCCAUUUCAUUAAGAAAUGGAUUGCGUGUGCCGACAGCUGUUUUUUUUUUUUUUUUUUAACACUCCAGUUGUGAUGUCGUUGGCAGCACAUGUACAUUCCACUCGAAACAAGUUCCAGAUUUUGACAUCCUGGGAAAUCUCAUUUUUGCUCGUGCAAUCUGUAAAGCAGCAUUUGCUCUGCAUAUGUUCAGCAUCUGUAGUGUUCAAAAUUUCACGCAGUUGUGGAUGCGAGUCAUAUUUAUGUUCACUGAAUGUUUGGUUCAGUAAUGGGCUUGUGGAGCAUAUGCUAUUUAUGUAUUCAUCCGCUAUGUUGUAUAUUUAAGUGCUGCAACGGUUGUUGAAAGCUGCCAGGUGCCAUUGUUUAAUACCAACAGAUGCCCGCGGAACAUUUACUAGGAGCAUUUGUUGAUGUAUAUUUUGUUAUUUACUUUUUUUCUUUUUGCUGUAUUGCUGUGCAUUUAUGGUUUUACUCAUUCCGCUUGCUUCAUUUCAUUUUGACGUGCGAGUGGUUUGUUCAAAGUCAUUUUCUUGUGAUAUAUAGCACCCCAUGGUACAUUCCCUGGUUCUGCCAUUUUUGUUGUUAGCUUACCGCAUGCAUUUUUGCAUGAAAACACCAUUUGUACAUUGAAUGCAUUGGUACAGUGUAUUUUUACAUGUUAUCAAACUUUAUUCUAACCAUGUACAUUCAUCUUGGUUUUGUCUCCCAUGUUUCUAAACUUCCAAGUUUAGUGUGCAAGGCCAGCUUUGUUUAAAUUAAAAACAACACACCAAGCAUCGCUUCUCAUUGUUUUUAGUUUCCAGCUACAAAUGAGCAUUCUACAAAUGGGUGCAUUUAGAAAGCGAUUUAAGUCUGUCCGUACGUUUAUAUUGCAACACUGUCUCAGGAUUCUCUAAUUCAGAAGCCUUCAUGAGAUAUCUGCAAGGCAUUCUUCAGAACUGUUUGUGUAAUGGUCAAGGCAGUUGUAGAACCGUGAGCAAUGCGAGAAGGAACACCGAAUUCGUUUUCAAGAAACAUUUACUCAUGUGUAUUUUACUUUGGUUCCAGCAUGUCAAAUUUAGGUACCAAAGUAAAAUUGUGAACCAAAAUUGUAAACCGUAAUAGCACCAUAAAAUUCUGCAUAUAUAAUAAAAAAAUUUUUCCCAGAAAAUUUCGGCUCACCAAAUUUUCCCCUCAUAUGACCUCCAUGUACCAAAGUUUCUGUGGACUGAAGUGCUUAGUUUUUUUGUUUGUUUGUUUUUUUGUUAUAAUAUGCACAGUUAAAUUUCUUUCUUGAUUAAGCCCAAAAAUUGACCUUCGUGUAUUGUAUCCGUGUUCACAAUAUAUGGGGGUUAAAUACUACGGUGUGUGCCAAGUAGCUUUACUGCUGACCAUUUGUCCUCGCGCAAGACUUGUACGAUCAGCAUAGUUUUCAAGUAGCUAUGCCCUCCUGAAUUAUAGUUUCGGUCUUCCUUUUCUGGUUGCUCAUAGGGAUACACUUUUACGGGAAUUGUGUUGGCAGUGCUGAUUGCAUCACACUAUUUCAUUCAUUACACGUCUUCAUCUAUGUUUUAUUUCUUACCACUGGUACGGCUACAGAUCCAUUUCUCACUUAUCAAACCAUCCUUUAUGUCACGUACUAUCUUGAUUACGUUUGCUGUUCCUCAUGAUCUGUUGCCACUGUGUGUAUUGUCAAGUGCCAUAGUUGACAUCAAUAUUGAUGCAAACAGAUGAAGAAAUUUCAAAGUGCACUGAAGACAAACAAGAACAAACUGCGCAAGAGAAAAAAAAAAACAAGUUUAUGCACAAGUUUUCAGGCAGCAAACAAAUUUAAAACAGGCCACUAGUGCGAGAGAGAAAAACAUGUUGUUGCCUACAUUGCAUGUAUGGUUUUGAAAAUAUUCUUCACAACUUUUUCAGUGCAUCAGUAGGGUGGUAAGUACAGGAGAUGUCAUUGUUCUUUAUGCUACUAGGUCAGUAAUUCACAUUUGGUAGAUGCAAGGACAGUCCACAAUAUUUUAGAUGCUUGCAAAUCGCAAUAUGUAAGAAUUCCCGUUCUCAUGGGCACAUAUUUAGUUGCACCAUCCACCAGCCAUCUUCGAUGCUUGAGAAAAGGCCAGAGCAGCCCACUGACAUCUUCACAAUGUCAAAUUAGAGCACCGCGACGGAGACGUUACGCCAGCAUGUAUUGUCCAGUGACUGAACAGAAUGAACUGCACAGUCGCUCAGCUGAGAAGCAAGGAUAAGCUGAACGUAUUUAAAGCAACACAUACUGCUUCUCAUGCAUAGACUGUUGCAUAGAAAGACAAUGUCACCUCUUUAAUGACUACCAGAGAAAAAUAUCCCGAUGACCGCAUUUUUCAAAGCCAAGGCUGCUGCUUCGUAUUAAAUACACAAGAAAAAAAGGUUCAAUUUCCUGUACGCCUGGCAGUUCUUGCAUAUCUUGGCGAGUGGGCAGACAGUGACAAGAAGUCACAGCAGUGUCCUUGUCAAGCGGUGUCACUAUCUGGCUCUGCAUUAAAAAAUGCCAGAACUACUAAUCAAUAUGCGCCAACUAGUAGUUCCAAAUCAAACCGUAUUACUCUUUCUUUACUGUUUGGCUCAUCUACAGAGCAAUCAUUAUGUCGAUGUCAUUCUAGUCAAACAGCAUGCUGUCAUGUCCAUGAGAGGAGUUCCGAGCUGUGAAUGUUUGGCAUGUGGCGUCCUUUUUAAGUCUGUACAUGUGUCAUACUACUGCACAGAAGAAAGUUAUUUUUGAACAUGGGUUCUAAUAGAUCUAUAUAGAUUGUAUACAUAUAACACAUAUUUUGAAAAAUGGAUGUGUUCUCUAGUGGAGGUCUGCUCGGCCACCUGUACGGUCGGCGUAUUCCACUCAUACGGACUUGGUAUGCAAGUGUGAUUUGUCCUAAUUCAUGUUUUCAAUAAACAAUUUUUGUUGCCAUUUCAA
Molecule: messenger RNA, 9986 nt
Organism: Dermacentor silvarum
Lineage: Eukaryota; Metazoa; Arthropoda; Arachnida; Ixodida; Ixodidae
Product: small G protein signaling modulator 3 homolog
Molecular function (GO): protein binding
Source: RefSeq, a predicted model, not a curated record